Rhizoctonia solani is the source of this 312-nucleotide messenger RNA. RefSeq names its product Centromere kinetochore component CENP-T histone fold. The record is from RefSeq and is a predicted model, not a curated record. Gene Ontology annotation, biological process: nucleosome assembly. Bases 1 to 312 code for a protein of 103 amino acids. NCBI's taxonomy places the organism in Eukaryota, Fungi, Basidiomycota, Agaricomycetes, Cantharellales, Ceratobasidiaceae. Gene Ontology annotation, molecular function: structural constituent of chromatin; protein heterodimerization activity; DNA binding. The transcript is spliced from 4 exons. Gene Ontology annotation, cellular component: nucleosome.
AUGUCUGGCCGCGGAAAGGGUGGAAAGGGUCUCGGAAAGGGAGGCGCCAAGCGUCACCGCAAGAUCUUGCGUGACAACAUUCAAGGCAUUACCAAGCCUGCUAUUCGCCGUCUUGCUCGCCGUGGUGGUGUCAAGCGUAUCUCUGGUCUUAUCUACGAGGAAACUCGUGGCGUACUCAAGAUUUUCCUUGAGAACGUCAUCCGUGACUCCGUCACAUACACCGAGCAUGCCAAGCGCAAGACCGUUACGGCCUUGGACGUUGUCUAUGCUCUCAAGCGCUCAGGUCGCACUCUCUAUGGUUUCGGCGCGUAA